AUGCCGCAUUCAGUUAACGGCACGACUAACGAUCCGAACAAAGAUGAUAAAAAACAAAUACGUGAAAAAAAGGAAAGACACACUUUAAUAAAUGCAGAUGGAGAAAGGCUAUUUUGCAAAUAUUGGGUAAAUGAAAUUGCCAACUUUACACCAAAAGGUUUGGUUUUCAUAGCACAUGGCUAUGCAGAACACUGUUUGCGCUACACCCAGUUAGCUCAUACUCUCAUCAAACAACAACUCUAUCCAUUUUCCCACGAUCAUGUGGGCCAUGGUCAAAGUGAGGGAGAAGAGGUUAAUGUGUUACAUUUUGAUUAUUUUGCUCGUGAUAUAAUCCAACAUAUCAACAUGGUGAAAAGUAAAUUCCCAGGCAUUCCAGUUUUCAUCAUUGGACAUUCUAUGGGAGGUUGCAUUGCAUUGAGAAUCAGUCUCAAAAGGCCUGAUUUAAUAAGCAAAAUGGUUCUUAUUGGUCCAUGUGUCAUUCCAUUUAAAGAGGUGAACAAUUUUUGUGUGCGUUCUUUAGUGAAAUUUCUGGGUGCCUUCUUCCCUGAUUUUCCAAUUUUUGUUAAAGUCAACGAAAACAUGCUCACUUGGAAUGAACAACAGAUUGCUUUAAUUAAGACUGAUCCUCUCACCUAUCAUGGAUUCAUGAAAGCAGGAUUUAUAAAAACCUUUAUUGAAGCCCUUUCUGAUCUUCAAGUAAAUCUUCCCAAAAUCAAUUGCCCAAUGUUAAUCCUGCAUGGACAAGAAGACAUCAUUGUUCCACCUGAACAUUCAAAGAUUUUGCAUGAAAAAGCUUCAAGUCAGGAUAAAACGUUAAAGAUCUAUCCAGAACUGCGGCACCAGCUUCAUGCAGAAAAAGAACCAGACGGUGAUGCCAUUCGACAAGAAAUUGUUCAGUGGCUCAUCACACCAACUAAAUAA
Molecule: messenger RNA, 921 nt
Organism: Acanthosepion pharaonis
Lineage: Eukaryota; Metazoa; Mollusca; Cephalopoda; Sepiida; Sepiidae
Source: the annotation of a GenBank genome assembly